This is a messenger RNA of Hevea brasiliensis (rubber tree), 3563 nucleotides long. RefSeq names its product aminodeoxychorismate synthase, chloroplastic. Lineage: Eukaryota; Viridiplantae; Streptophyta; Magnoliopsida; Malpighiales; Euphorbiaceae. Gene Ontology annotation, biological process: L-tryptophan biosynthetic process. The record is from RefSeq and is a predicted model, not a curated record.
GAAGCCUUCCCGCCAUUAGCAUUCCUCUAGUUAGGAUGAGAGUUCGAGUUUGGCCAUAAAAAAAAACAAAAGCGAGGUAGGUGGAUAGGCAGGCGGCCAUGGAAUCCCCACCAAUCAGCGGUGGAAUCCUCCUUCAACCUCCACUUCACUUUUUGACGCUUCAAAACAGAAUCUAAUCUUGAGACCUCGGCCCCACCUCACCACCAAACACCUACCUGCACCACCACCGCCAUCACUUCUCUCUCUCUUUACCCUCUUCACUCGAUCUCCUCCUCCUCGGCUCCACCACUACCCACCACCUCUUCUAAGGUCUCUUUCUUACCUUCCACCUUAUGUCUAAAUCUCGAAUUUACGUUUUCCAUUAUCUGUCUGCUCAUUCUUUGCUCACAAGUUGAAAAAAGUUCUUUAACGUUUGGAUUUCUUGGAUCUCUGAUUUAUAUUCCGAGCCUUUUUCAUUUGGAGAAACUGUUGGAUUGAAUAAAGGUUUGCAGAUGGAAUUUGCUAUAAGUUCGUCUUCUUUGGAUCUUUCAAAUCUUUGCUUCGAGGGUCUCAGGUGAAAUACUGCCAAUUUGCGAUUUGCCAAACCUUUUCUGGGAUUUCGUUUUCUUGCUAAGAAUGAGAAUGCUCAAGAAUCUUUUUGUAAUUUUAAAAGAAUGGUCAUUUCUAGCCAGUUAAUGCCUGGACACACUGAGGGGUCUUUCAUGGGGAAUAAACGGCUGCAGGAUCAUAGUCGGAAGCUGGAAUUCGUGAGGACCUUGCUGAUUGAUAGCUAUGAUAGUUACACCUACAACAUUUACCAAGAGCUGUCUGUUGUUAAUGGGGUUCCACCUAUGGUGGUGAAGAAUGAUGAGUGGACAUGGGAGGAAGUGUGCCACUACUUAUAUGAAGAAAAAGCUUUUGAUAAUAUUGUUAUAUCACCUGGCCCUGGUUCUCCAACAUGUGCAGCGGAUAUAGGAAUAUGCCUUCGGUUGCUGCCUGAGUACAGGGAUAUUCCCAUUUUGGGAGUUUGUCUUGGACAUCAGGCUUUGGGUUAUGUGCAUGGUGCUCAGAUUGUCCAUGCACCUGAACCAGUCCAUGGACGCAUGAGUGAAAUUGAGCAUGAUGGGUGCAGACUCUUCAAUAACAUCCCUUCUGGCAAAAAAUCUGGAUUUAAGGUUGUCCGAUAUCAUUCUCUUAUUAUAGAUGCACGAUCACUCCCGAAGGAACUUUUACCAAUUGCAUGGACAUCUUCUACUGGCACACAUUCUUUCCUUGAGUCUCAGAAUUCUGAUUUUAUCCCUGAUGCUCGUGAGAGUCAGGUUAGGCCAACCAUUUGUUUUGAUACUUAUUCACCAGAAUUAAAUAAUGGAACUUCUUGGUCUUUUAGCCACUCCACAGAAGUGCGAAGGGGAAAAAAUCUCAUGGGCAUUAUGCAUUCUACCAGGCCUCAUUAUGGUAUACAGUUUCAUCCAGAGAGUAUUGCAACUUAUCAUGGAAGGAAAAUAUUUGAGAAUUUUAGAGAGAUGACACGAGACUAUUGGCACCGAUUGAGGUCGACAUUUGUUAAUGAGAGACAUGCCUUUUAUACUGCAUGCAUGCGGUUGCCUGGUGCUAUUCAACUGUUUGGAGUUCCUAGAACUGGGCCAUUAGAAUGCAAUGAAGAUGCUCUACCAUUUAGAGAAGCUUCAAGAAGAAGGCAAUUGCUGGGCAAUAUAGAUGAGAUUAAUUGUUUUAACAUGUCCAGUUUACUGAAGUUUCCCAAAUCAAAUGUUCAUGUAAAGCAUUUAAAAUUGAAAUGGAGGAAGUUUGAUAGAUUGGCAGCACAACUUGGUGGAGCAAGAAACAUAUUUUCUGAACUAUUUGGAGCUAAUAGAGGAAACACCUUUUGGUUGGACAGUUCCUCAGUAGAGAAGGGAAGGGCAGGCUUUUCGUUUAUGGGAGGUAAAGGUGGAUCACUUUGGAAGCAAAUUACAUUUAGAUUGUCAGAUCAAAGUGAUAUGGCUUUCAAGAGUGGUGGUUUUUUAUCAAUUGAAUAUGCUCAAGGCACUACCAAAAGCAUGUAUUUGGAAAAAGGUUUUCUCGAUUUUAUGAACAAGGAACUCCUAUCAUUCCAUUAUGAUGAAAAAGAUUUUGAAGGACUGCCAUUUGACUUCUAUGGUGGAUAUAUUGGUUAUAUUGGAUAAGUUUAUUAAAAUGUGUAUAACCUUAAAAUUGAAUGUGGCAUGCUAUCUAAUCGUUACAAAUCUAAGACUCCGGAUGCUUGCUUUUUCUUUGCUGAUAAUUUUGCAGUCAUUGAUCAUCUUUAUGAUGAUGUUUAUAUAAUGUCUAUACAAGAAGGAAGCACAACCGAUACAUCAUGGUUGGAUGAUGUACAACAGAAGCUCCUUCAUUUGGAAGCUUCUGCUGCAAGCAAGUUAGAGAAGCAGACUUCACAACCUUCAACAUUUUUCCCAUGCACGACGGCUGGCUUUCUUGCUGGGAAAUCUAGAGAGCAGUAUAUUAAUGGUGUGCAGAAGAGUCUGGAAUACAUUAAAGAUGGAGAAAGCUAUGAGUUGUGUCUCACUACUCAAAUAAGGAAAAGAGUUGGAGAUAUAGAGUCUCUUGGGCUUUACCUUCAGCUGAGAGAGAAAAAUCCCGCGCCAUAUGCUGCGUGGCUUAAUUUUUCAAAUGAAAAUUUGUGCAUAUGCUGUUCUUCCCCUGAGAGGUUCUUGCGCUUGGACAGAAACGGUGUUCUGGAAGCAAAGCAUAAGGGUACUAUCGCCCGUGGCAGAACGCACGAAGAAGAUGAACAGCUUAAAUUGCAAUUGCAAUACAGUGAAAAAGAUAAAGCUGAAAAUCUUAUGAUUGUUGAUCUCUUGAGGAAUGAUCUUGGCCGUGUCUGUGAACCUGGCUCUGUUCAUGUGCCACGUCUUAUGGAUGUGGAAUCAUAUGCAACUGUUCAUACAAUGGUGAGCACAAUUCGAGGAAAGAAGAGGUCUAACAUAAAUGCAGCCGACUGUAUCCGGGCUGCAUUUCCAGGUGGUUCAAUGACCGGAGCACCAAAGUUGAGAUCUAUGGAACUUCUUCAUUCUCUUCAAAGUUGUUCCCGUGGCAUCUACUCAGGUUCUAUUGGAUAUUUCUCAUACAAUCAGACAUUUGAUCUUAAUAUUGUGAUAAGAACGAUCGUAAUACAUGAAGGUGAAGCUUCUAUAGGAGCAGGUGGAGCCUUUGUUGCUUUGUCAAAUCCUGAAGAUGAGUAUGAUGAAAUGAUACUGAAAACAGGUGCACCAGCAAAGGCAGUGGUAGAAUUUCAAUAGGUUCGGAAUUGACACUGUAGAAUAUUAAGAGUGUUGUAUUUUUGUUCUUCUUAGAGUCUGUUACUAUUGCACACAAGAACACUUAGGCCUGCAGAAAACAGGGGCAAGGUAGCAUCAAUUUUUCUUUUUUAGCCGAGCUCACAGAUUCAUUUCAUGAGAGAAUAGAUGUCCAUUUUUUUUAAUCUUUUUUUUUUCUCAGACAUUUGCGUGCUUCAGUGCCAUGAUUUUGAUUUGAUUUGUAUCCAAUUGAUUAUCAUUACAAACAUUUAUAUAUCAACUCUUUAUUUA